AUGAUGCCUUUGUCCAAUACAGCUACGACAGCCUAUCUGCUGGGGAACCUCCACUGCCCAUCAUGUGUGACCCUCAUCAAGUCGCUUUUGCAUGAGACGUUUGGUGACAAGAUUGUUUGGGUAUCACCAAAUCUGGUGACAUCCAUCGUGACGGUUGAGCACGAUGACCAUUCGCCCGACUUUGUCCGUGCUAUCGGCAAGACGCUUGAAAAUGUCGGCUUCGAGAUUUGUGGAGUCGAUACCACUGCCUCCGGUGCCGAAGAGCUAAACAACAAUCCCCAAAGCAAUGACAUGCCUGACAGCAGCGGCUUCUUCGACAGCUGGUCCAGUCUGUGGGCGCAGAAGCAGCCGGCGCCGGCAGUAGAGGCCACUAAGGCUGCGCAUCUGGAGAACUGCGAGGCGUGUAAAGCACACAGACCGCACGAUGAGGAAGAUGCCGGCCAGGAGCUAAAGUCGUCCUUUUCGUCUACGAGCCUGCGCAAGGAUCCGACCGUCGAUACAGUCCCACUCGAUGGUGUAGUCACUGGAGAUGAGAGCCAGCCCCCCUUAUGGCGAGCAACAGUGUCUGUUGGCGGAAUGACCUGCGCGGCUUGUGUUACCGCUAUAACAGACGAGCUACAGAAACUCGACUGGGUGUCAAAGGUUGCCGUCAACUUGGUUGGAAACAGCGCCACGAUCGAUUUCGUCGGAGUGGAUAAAGAGAAGGAGCUUGUCGAAGCAAUUGAGGACAUUGGCUACGAUGCUGCAAUUGAUCAGGUGGUUGACCUCAAUGAAAAGAAGCCCUUGUCGGACGAACGACAUGUGGAAAUUAGAAUCGAUGGCAUAUUUUGCCCGCGUUGCCCUCAGAGAAUCAGCCAGACCCUGAAGAGCUUCGGCACCCAUGGUGUACAGAUCCUAGCACAUCCGUCCGCGGAACACCCCAUCCUAAAGGUCCGCUACAUUCCAAAUUCUCCUACAUUCACCGUCCGCCACAUCUUGAGAAGCAUCGAGGCCACAGAUCCAUCUCUCCGAGGAAAAAUAUACCACCCGCCGACGCUUGAAGAGCGGUCGAGGGCGAUUAGAGCAAAGCACACUCGACAGCUGUUCUACAGAGAGAUGCUGACCCUUGUUCUGGCCAUUCCCACAUUCGUCUUGGGUAUAGUGUACAUGAGUCUGGUGCCAGACCCCAACUCCACCAAACAUUUCCUGAUGAAGCCGUGGGUAUCUGGCCUUAGCCGUGUAGAGAUCAUACUCUGUCUCCUCGCUACACCAGUGUACUUUUUUGCAGCCGACGUCUUUCAUGUUCGAGCCAUAAAGGAGCUAAGGACUCUGUGGCGUAGUAGCAGCCGUACACCGUUUUUGCAGCGAUUCUACAAAUUCGGCAGUAUGAACAUGCUCAUGUCUCUCGGAACAAGCAUUGCGUAUUGGUCUUCCAUCGGCCAGAUGAUUGCCGCGGGGGCUGAUGGCGAUGCUGAUAUCCCUGAGGACCGGUUCUAUUUCGACUCUGUGGUGUUCUUGACCCUCUUUCUUCUUGCCGGCCGGCUGAUUGAGGCGUACAGCAAGUCCAAAGCAGGAAAUGCCGUGGAGGCGCUGGCAAAGCUGAGGCCAACUACUGCUCUGCUUGUAGAGCAAGAUAAGCUGCAAGGCCAAAUUACUACGACGAUAGACAUGGACCAGCUAGAGCACGGAGACGUUAUUCGCGUGCCUCACGGCUCAUCGCCGCCAGUUGAUGGCGUGAUUCUAUCUGGCGAGACGACUUUUGAUGAAUCGAGUCUGACAGGCGAAUCAAGGCCCAUCAAGAAGGGCGAAGGAGACGGGGUGUUUGCGGGAACCGUCAACAAGGGAGCUGCGGUGGUGGUCAAGGUCACGGGAACCUCUGGUAAGUCCAUGCUUGAUCAAAUCGUCGAGGUCGUCAGAGAAGGGCAAGCCAAGCGAGCACCAAUGGAGCAAGUAGCCGACCUUUUGACCUCGUACUUUGUCCCGGUGGUGACCCUGAUAGCCAUCAUCACAUGGGCUGUCUGGAUGGCGCUCUCGUUUACUCAUAAUGUGUCAAGCGACGAGCUGGAUUCGUCAGGAGGCUCAACCGCGUUUGCUUUCCAGUUUGCCAUUGCCGUGUUUGUUGUUGCCUGCCCGUGUGGGCUGGGUUUGGCUGCUCCGACGGCGAUUUUCGUCGGUGGAGGUCUCGCAGCCAAGUACGGAAUCUUGGUCAAGGGCGGCGGUGAGGCAUUUGAGAAGGCCAGCAAGGUGGGCUGCGUAGUCUUUGACAAGACAGGAACACUCACGGUCGGAGGAGAGCCUCAAAUCACCGAUUCUGCUCUCUUCCCCGACGGAGCCGUCGAUGGACUUGGUGAAGGGACUCUCCUCUCUGCCAUGAAAGCCACGGAAGAAAACAGCAGCCACCCCAUUGCAAAGGCCAUUGUUGGAUUCUGCAAGACGGAUGCCAAGCCGGUUGAGCUCGAGCAGAUUGAGGAGGUGCCGGGCAAGGGCAUCAAGGCCAGCUGCAAGAAUCAACCCUUUGACAUUGCCGUGGGCAAUGAGAGCCUGAUGAAAGACUUGUCUGCCAGAAUAUCUUCCAAUGUCAGGGGCUUGCUGGAGGCGUGGAAGCAGGAAGCCAAGUCUGUUGCACUCAUCGCAACGCGGCUUCAUAGUAGUGGCAAGUGGGCAGUCACUGCCGUGCUCUCCAUCUCGGAUCCCAUCCGCAAAGAGACGCCGUCGGUCCUUGAGGCACUACAGAAGCGUGGAGUGGAGGUAUGGAUGCUCUCGGGAGACAAUGUGACCACGGCGCAGGCUGUGGCUCAGAGGGUGGGCAUUCCCACGUCCAACGUGCUCGCUGAGGUUUUGCCCUCGGAAAAGGCAGCCAAGAUUAGUUACCUGCAAGGCUCGAUGGGCAGCAACGGUCAGCGUCCGAUGGUGGCCAUGGUGGGAGACGGCAUCAACGACUCGCCGGCGCUUACGACGGCGGACGUGGGCAUCGCCAUUGGCUCCGGCAGCGACGUGGCUAUUUCGAGCGCCGACUUUGUGCUCGCCACGUCGAACCUGCACUCGGUGCUGACGCUCCUGGACCUCAGCCGUGUCGUCUUCCGCCGCAUCAAGAUCAACUUUGGAUGGGCGGCCGUGUACAAUGUGUGUGCGAUUCCCAUUGCGGCCGGAUGCCUGUACGCCAUCAAGACGUCGAGCGGCUCGCACGUCAAGCUGGACCCCGUGUGGGCUUCGCUGGCCAUGGCGCUUUCGAGCAUCAGCGUGGUGUUGAGCAGUCUGAGCCUGCGGACGAAGAUUCCUUGGCUUGGAUUCCGCAAUAAGCAGGUUAUGUGA
Trichoderma aggressivum f. europaeum is the source of this 3291-nucleotide messenger RNA. RefSeq lists its product as uncharacterized. Gene Ontology annotation, biological process: monoatomic cation transport; copper ion homeostasis. The coding region runs from base 1 to 3291 and encodes 1096 amino acids. Gene Ontology annotation, molecular function: copper ion binding; P-type divalent copper transporter activity; ATP binding. The transcript has a single exon. The record is from RefSeq and is a predicted model, not a curated record. Lineage: Eukaryota; Fungi; Ascomycota; Sordariomycetes; Hypocreales; Hypocreaceae. Gene Ontology annotation, cellular component: membrane.